This is a messenger RNA of Penicillium malachiteum, 3816 nucleotides long. RefSeq lists its product as uncharacterized. The coding region runs from base 1 to 3816 and encodes 1271 amino acids. Lineage: Eukaryota; Fungi; Ascomycota; Eurotiomycetes; Eurotiales; Aspergillaceae. The record is from RefSeq and is a predicted model, not a curated record. Gene Ontology annotation, biological process: ubiquitin-dependent protein catabolic process; protein polyubiquitination. Gene Ontology annotation, molecular function: ubiquitin protein ligase activity. The transcript is spliced from 3 exons.
AUGUUCCCAGCAUUCACCGGCAACUCUCGUCGCCCGCGGGUGGUCAAUCUCAGUGGCCGAACCACUGAUCCCUUUGCCCAAAAUGCUCGAGGGCGCCAGGCCCCACGUGUCUCAAACCCGGAGAUUGCUAUCAGCUUUGCCCAGAAGGAGCGAGAGGAGAGACAAUAUGAAAGAGCUAGACUGAAUGCCGCCCGGCUCACCCAACGCGUAUGGCGGGGCAUUUUGAGCAGAAAAGAAUCAAAUCAAAUGUGGAGAUCUGAGUGGGAUUCCAACGAGCAGGCUCUUCUUAAUACCACGGAAUACCUUCCUGGCUCAGAGAAUUUCACAUUCCCGACACGCCGUCCCAUUCCAUAUGCCACCGCCAACGAGUGCCUGAAUCAGCUCCGACUUUUGAUACAGUUUAUGUCUGCGAAGGAUAAUCGGGCCAGAAUCAAGUGGGAUUCCCUACGUCUGGUCUAUUUUGUGAAUGCUUUACAACAAACUUUUCACAGUCUACCUUCCAUCGCCACGGAGGGUGAAUGGACCAAGUCGUUGAGACGGCUAGCCCUCGUUAUUCUAUCUAUCCUCAAGAACUCUUUAGACCCCGCGGUUCCUAACGAUGUUGUUGAGCCUUUGCUAGAGGGCGUAGUCUUCCUGAUUCGUCUAAUUCCAACUCAAAUGGCCCUCAUUUCAGCGGUCUACUUCAAGACUAUGGCUUCAUUAACUAUCAACUCCUCGGCCUACAUUUCACCUGACCCAGAAGGCCCAUGUAUUGACCCUCAGCAUCUCAAGAAUGCUAUAUUUGCUCUCCUGGAACCGAUCACGUCUGAAACCCUCAUGGCAUACGGAUCCUUUGCUCAACACUACCUCAAAGUUCCAGAUUUGGAACAGUAUUUGGGAAGACUAGACGACCUGGCCAACCGCAUGAACUGUCGUAUACUUUCAUUGGCAGUGUCCAGCCAACUUGAUCCUGAGACGGCAAAACCAAAGACCCUCGAGGAAGUACGAACACGAAUUUGGCUGCUUGCUUAUGUGAUUUUCUUUCAUCGAUAUGCUUUAGGUGGGCAAGCCAGCACUCCAGCACCAGACCUAGAAUUCUUAAAUCUGGUUUCCGAACUGCUCACUUUCACUGUUACAUACAUCGCACAAGGAAUCGAGGCAGAUGAACCACAUGGUAUAGACUCGCCCCCACGUGCUGAACCCUUGCAUCCAUUCGUCAAGGAUCAAGUCACUAGUCUCGUCGAUCAGAGCAGCAUCACUGCACUCUUAUCGCCAACUAAAACAUCAAAUCUUAGGCCGGGGUCAAGCGAUGGCUAUCAAGGCAUGAAUUCUAAUGAGAACGUGUAUGCAGAAAUACAGGCCCACGUUCUCGCCACAUAUGGAUUGAAUUUACUAAGAUUGUUCCCUCGUCGUGCAGACGAUAUUCGAAUGUGGCUUUAUCUAGCUUCGGCACCAUCCGACGAAAAGAUCUUUGAGAGGGGAAAAUCAAGGCUGCCAGCGGUCAAAUACUUCUGGCGGGCGACUAGAUCCAAUAGUAUUUUCACUUCCAUUUUCACCAACCCAUCAGCGGCUCUCCGACUGUUACAAAAACCAGAGCCGGCCAAAGACUAUGGUAGGUCUCGAGCUAAUAAUCAACUACAAGAAGGCCAUUCGCUAACACCUCGGCCAAUAAAAGAUCUCAGAAGAAAAUUAUCCCGUCACAGGGAUGAUCAAACGCAACUAGACGAGACUUGGAAACCGAUUCUGCUCUUCUUUGAGCUUUACACAUUUCUUCUGAAAGUUAUGGAUGACGAAGAAUUCUUUUCCGGCACUUCCUCCUUCACAUUGUCCGACGAUGACAAUGUUUCAUGGACUAGAGCGAGUGCAUUGUCUCUAGAUGAUGUCAAAGAGUUGACGGUCUUCUUGAAGAACCUAGCUUUCACUCUUUACUGGAACGCUGCGGACUUAACGGAGGAGCAGGAACCUCGACCUGCGAACCUUAGCACCUACUUCAGUACCACAACUCAAGCCUCCGAACCAUAUCCUCCCUUUUCAGGCUCGAAAGAGCCACACGCACCAUCCCAGACAAGUUAUUUGCCCGGAAUUACAGGCGUUCCCAUUGAUUACUUCAAAGGAUUGGUUACAGGCUUGCUUCGGAUGUUACAUGAACGAGAUUCGCGUCGCAACUUUUUGCCCCGAGGCCACUGGCUCAUGACCGAUCAAUUUGACAUGAAUGGCUUCAUACCUGCUGUUGUCGCUGAAGAGGAAGCGAGACAUGAGCUCCAGAUCAAUUCUGAUGACUGGGAGGAUUCUGAUGAUGAUGAUUACCCCGGGGACCAAUUCCUUGAAUCUCCGUCUUCCUCAGGCCUGGUGGGAACUGGUCAUGCUCAGCAAACUAUUCGCAAUGAAGCAUUGAGACGCAAUCAGAAACGAGCUUCGCGUAAGCGGACUCUGGCAGCCAUCAACCCAAGGCUUGAAAUCCUCCGCAACAUGCCAUUUUUUAUUCCUUUCUUGACUCGGGUCAAUAUUUUCCGUGAAUUCAUCUUCCACGACCAGUAUCGACGUCGUCAUGGACUCGUGGACCCCGACUCAUGGCGCGCAGCCGUCACUGGGGGUUCAAUGAAUAUGCCCGCUCAGACCUCCCUCGUCCGACAGCACGCUAGAAUUCGUCGGGAAAAUAUUUUCGAAGAUGCCCUAGAUCAGUUCUACGAGCUAGGUGAGGGUUUGAAAGAACCCAUUCAAAUCAGCUUCAUUGACCGCUUUGGAGCCCUGGAGGCUGGUAUCGAUGGCGGCGGCGUCACCAAGGAAUUCCUAACUAGCAUCACUACCGAAGCAUUCAGCACUGAUGGUUGGAACAGCAUGUUCGUGGAAAACGAUCAGCAUCUGCUGUACCCCAACCCUACGUCAACUGAAACAUGCAAGCAGCAGCUUCAGGGAUUCAUGAUACCGGAGCGAAGUGUGGAAUGGAACGAGGGAGUGAGGAACCAUCUGCGUUCAUAUGAAUUCCUUGGACGAGUCAUUGGCAAAUGCCUUUACGAAGGAAUUCUAGUUGACGUCAAUUUUGCCCCUUUCUUCCUGUUGAAAUGGGCCUUGACUGGUGGUCGGCGAUCUGCCUUGAGAGAAAGUUCCUAUCGUGCCAACCUCAAUGAUCUGAAGGAUCUUGAUGUGGGCCUCUACAAGGGCCUGCUCAAAUUGAAAAACUACAAUGGCAACGUUGAGGACUUUUCUCUGGAUUUCACAGUGAACGAUGAAAUUCCAACCUCAUCCACAUCGCGCGUGACGACUACCAAAGAAUUGCGACCUAAUGGAGCUGACAUGCCCGUCACCAAUCAGAACCGCCUCGUUUACAUCUCAUACAUUGCCCGUUACCGGCUUCAGAUCCAGCCUCAGCAAGAGACGAACGCUUUUCUGACAGGUCUGGGACAAAUCAUUCAACCAUCCUGGCUGUCAAUGUUCAAUCAAUCGGAACUCCAGACACUAGUGAGUGGAGAAGAAGAUGAAAUUAACGUUGAGGAUCUACGACGUAACAGUGUCUACGGAGGAGUGUACGAGCUCGGAGACGAUGGUCAUGAGCACCCGACUAUCAUGCAUUUCUGGCAGGUGCUGCACGAGAUGACUCCAGAGGAGCGCCAGGCGGUAGUACGGUUUGUAACCUCGACUCCGCGGGCUCCCCUGUUGGGCUUCAGUCACCUGAACCCACCGUUCAGUAUUCGAGACUCUGGUAACGACCAGGAACGACUUCCCACCACGAGUACCUGUGUGAACCUACUCAAGCUACCUGUUUACAGGACUCCCGAAGCCCUUCGGGAGAAAUUACUGUAUGCGGUCAGCGCAGGGGCAGGGUUUGAUUUGAGCUGA